Messenger RNA from Ruditapes philippinarum (Manila clam), 2221 nucleotides. RefSeq names its product activator of 90 kDa heat shock protein ATPase homolog 1-like. NCBI's taxonomy places the organism in Eukaryota, Metazoa, Mollusca, Bivalvia, Venerida, Veneridae. The coding region runs from base 24 to 797 and encodes 257 amino acids. Gene Ontology annotation, molecular function: protein-folding chaperone binding; ATPase activator activity. The record is from RefSeq and is a predicted model, not a curated record. The transcript is spliced from 6 exons.
UUUGUUAAAAUUAAUCAGUUUUAAUGUUGUUAUUUGUAGGAAGAAUGAAAGAAGGUGAAAAGAAGUAUAAAGGCAAAUUUGAUGUACCAAAUCUGAGUGAAGAGAAUGAACCAGAUGAAGUUGAUGUAACAUUUACUGUUGAUAAGACAACUGGUGAUGGACCUAAACUAAAGGAAAUUAUGAGAACAGUGGGCACUGGUAUAAUGCAGCAACAAUUUGCUAAAUAUAUUAAAACUUUAAAAGAAGAAUAUAGCCAUAAUGUGAUACUACCAACAAAAGAUGAGAAGAAGAAAGUUACUACUGAAGAAGUGAUAAAUGCUAAAGUAGAGAUGAAUAAAAUGGUGAUAAGUAACAAUACCCCAGCACAGAGUGAGUCAGUUGGUGUGAAAAUUGCUACAAAGACAUUGACUACACAAGAGGAAUUUGUCUGCACGCCACAAGAUUUAUAUAGAGUUUUUACAGAAAAAGGGAUGGUCCAAGCAUUUACUGGAAGUCCAGCUGUUUAUGAAGUAGAGAAGGGAGGUAGAAUUUCCUUAAUGAACGGUUUUGUCACUGGUGGAUUUGUAGACUUGGAGCCGAAUAAAAAGAUAGUGAAAAGAUGGCGGUUAAAAACUUGGCCCGAUGCCCAUUUCUCAGAGGUGACUUUAGAGUUUGAAGCAAAGGAUGGCAAUACGUUGUUAAAACUUAAACAAACUGGUGUACCAGCAAAAGAGUAUGAGAAGACAUUGGAAGGCUGGAGAGUAAAUUAUUGGGAACGUAUUAAACAAUGUUUUGGUUUUGGAGCAAGUAUAUUCUGAUGAGCAGCUUUGUAUCAAUAAGACAGAUCGAUGUUUUGAUAUAGAACAUAAAAAGUACCACACUUUACAUGGUUUACCACACUUUACAUGGUUACAAAGAUUGCACUGUCCAGCUGUUAUAUUGUUUAUUGAAACAUGGCCAUUUACAUUUGUACUUGUAUAACAAUAUAAAAUGUAAGUAAAUAUGCAUGUGCAGAUUGUAUCAGGUCAGGAACCAACAAAUGGCUUUGUUUUUUCUUUUUGAUACAUAACUUAAGCAUAAGAUAUAUUUAAGUUUUAAGUUGCUAUUUAUGGAGAACAGUGUUGGUGAAUUUGUUUUGCUAUUACAGUGAUAGUGUUUUCAACAAUAUUUUUAUUUCUUGUUUUUCAAGAAAAAAAAAUGUCAAUGGCCAGCAAAUAAUAUCAUUCCCAUUUAUGAUAAAUUGUCUGAAUAAAUAGCGCAAUAUAGUUUUUACAAGUUUAAAAAAGUGCUUAAAAUUCUGUGAUAGUUGGAAGAACUUGUGUAUAAAAUCAUCCUCUUUUUGAAUAGGUUUUCUUAACAUCUGACUACAAUGGAAUUACCUCAGAUUUAUGCAGUCCUUUGUCAGUACCAAAAUAUUUGAUUGUGGUCAUCUGUUUCAUGAAAGAUAAAUAAUGGCUGUAAAAAAUUAUUGAAAAUUUUGUUUUUAUUAUAUCUCUAUAUAAAUGAACAUUUUAUGAAAGUUGGAAAAAUGCGUAAAUGGGAAUUAUUGAUAGUGUUCUUUUUUAUUGCUUCUCUUUAUAAAAUUAAUGUUUUGUGACAGAAAAUGAUGUUGGUAAUGUUUGUAUCUGAUUUAUACUUUAAAGUUGUUUAUUAUCCUCUUCAUGGAAUAUUUUAGUUUAAAUUAAAGAGGACUUUAUAUUUUUUAUUAGGAAUUCUGUUUAAUUUUCAGUCAGUACAGUGGACUCCUUUAAAAUAUUGUGGACAAUCUUAUUCUAUUGCAUCUUUACCAGUAUUUAACUUUUUUCUGUGUUUAAAUAUUAUCACACUGUUGUUUUGACUGGUAAAAUGAACUUGGCAUGUUGAACAUACACUUGAUUUAUGAAAACAGUUCAAAGCUUCAUUUAAAAUGUUAUGAAAAUUUAAGACUUUCAAAUAGUAAAUAAACUUUAAUAUCAAGUAAACAUAUGUUGUUAAUUAAGCUUAUCAUGCACACAAAUUAAUUAGAAAUGAAUAUGUAUAAAAAUAGCCCUUACUUCGUUGCUAGACAAGAACUGUUUUAUCUGGAGAUGUGCAGAUAUUUAAGUAAGAUCCUUGAAUGUUACUUGUCAAAAUUUCAGUCAACACUAUUAAAAUUACUACAUUUAACAAACUAGCUUGUGAGGUAAAUGUUACUAUGAAUGAUUCAUUAAUUGCAAUUUUCAUUGUCUAAAUACUUUCCAGAAAAUAAAUUAUUAAAAACAUG